Molecule: messenger RNA, 2633 nt
Organism: Gaeumannomyces tritici R3-111a-1
Lineage: Eukaryota; Fungi; Ascomycota; Sordariomycetes; Magnaporthales; Magnaporthaceae
Exons: 3
Coding region: 717-2465 (582 amino acids)
Cellular component (GO): extracellular region
Source: RefSeq, a predicted model, not a curated record
GAGAUUUCUCGGCUAGCCCCAAAAAGGAAGGACGGCCUUGGCCGGCAGGGGAGGCGGAGCCUUGGUUCUUUUCUGCCUCCCCAGAGAUAAGCAACAGAGAACAGCUCGCCACGGACCUGGAGAAUACCACGGACUUGGGCCAGACGGCACAAAUGACGCACUUGCCGAAGGGGGGGUCCUCGCUGCAGUGGCCUUGACCCGCCCGCUCCGGACUGGCCAAGGGCACGGCGCCAAGAGACCCCAAGCUGGGUGCCAGCGUGGAAAGUCGGUGGCAGGCGGGUCGAAGUGCGGGGGAGGCGUCUGACAACCUACCAGACAUUUUUUUACAGACCACAUCCAUCAUAGGAACAUAGGAACAAAAAAGGACCUUGCGGCCUGGGAGCAUUAUCGGCAACCAUGUCAGCCAAGCACACGCACACGUGUAGCCUUGCACCGCAUCUUGAUUACGCGACCUUGCCAUGAACUCCGCCGAGUAGCCAGGGAGGAUAUCGCAUGCGGGGAGCACUUGGUGCUGCAGAAUCUAGGGCACGAGGGCGGCCGCAUGCAUAUGCGAGAGAUGUUUCUGGCCCCGGUGGCGGGAAUAAUAUAAAAGUCAUCAUUGUUCCUCCCUCGUCCUCCGGUGAUGCGCGCUCUCUGCGCCGUCGCAGCGUACUCAAGCCUCCUGGCACCUUCUCCAGCCUACGACCCAUCCUCCUUUCAUCAGUGACGUCGCCAACAUGGUUCGCGUCACCACCAUCACCACGCUCUGGUCCGCCGUUGCCGGCCUGAGCAAGGCCGCGGGCGCGGGGUCCAAGGAGGACUAUGCUUCGGGCGCUGUGCACGAACGCAUCAUGGGAAUCAAGAUGGCACAAUGGGCAAAGGAGGCAGCCGCUGGCCAGAUGAACAGCUCUCGGUACCCGGAGCUCGGCUUUGCCAAGUGCGUCGACGGCUUUGCCGCCGCGGUCCCCGGGGACGCCAACAACACCUUUAGGUGCCGCAACAUCGACCUGUACCACUUCCUGUCCCACGCCGACCUCGGCAGCAAGCACGCGGGGCAAGGGUCCUCCUCCUGGGGCUGGACGUCCAAGUCCGGGCGCGAGUUCGUCGCCAUCGGGCAGUACGACGGCACGGCCUUUGCCGAGAUCAGCCGCGAGGGCAGGCUCGUGUACCUGGGCCGGCUGCCGCAGUACGACGCCAUCGGGUCCAACUGGCGCGAGAUCCGCGUGCUGCGCGACUACGCCGUCAUCGGGUCCGAGGCCAUCAAGCACGGCGUCCAGAUUUUUGAUAUGAAGAAGCUCCUGGGGCUGGACCCGGCCAACCCCACCAUCUUUACGCAGGCCGACCUGACGGGCCACUGGGACGAGCUGCCCGUGGGCCGCACCCACAACAUCGCGGUGAACCAGGAGCUCAACUACGCCGUCGCCUGCGGCUCGGUCGGCGGCAACGAGACCAUCCGCGUCAGGGGGGACCUCCCCUGCCGCGGCGGGCUCAUCUUCCUCGACAUGUCGGACCCCUCCAACCCCACCAGCCCCGGGUGCGCGGCCGGCGACGGCUACGUGCACGAUGCCGAGUGCCUGGUCUAUAGGGGGCCCGACCUGCGCUACCAAGGCCGCGACAUCUGCUACGGCUACAACGAGGACACGCUCACCAUCUAUGAUGUGACCAACAAGGUUGGCAACGUCACAAACAUCAUCUCCAUCACGUCCUUCCCGGGCGCCCAGUACGUGCACCAGGGCGCCGUCAACGACAUCAACAACCAGGAGUACCUCUUCCUGGACGACGAGUUUGACGAGCGCGACGCCAAGGUCGGCCCCAUGACGCAGGGGCUGCCGACGACGCACAUCUUUGACAUCCGCGACCUCGAGAACCCGCACUACAGCGGCAAGUACGUCGGCAAGACGCGCUCCAUCGACCACAACCAGUACGUGGUCGGCGGCUACCUGUACCAGUCCAACUACGGCAACGGCCUCAACGUGCUCGACGUGCGCUCCGUCACCUCGGACCCGUCGGGCGCCGGCAUCUGCGAGGCCGGCUUCUUCGACGUGUACCCGGAGGACGACGAGAAGGAAGGGGGCGGCACCGUGGCCUUCCUUGGCUCGUGGUCGUCCUAUGCCUACUUCAAAUCGGGCUUCAUCUUUGUGCACACCAUCGAGCGGGGCUCCUUUGUCGUCAAGAUGAGCAGUAAGGAGUGCGAGAAGCCGGCCGUGUGCGAGUCCAACGCAUGCCUGACGUCGCUGCGCGCCAGCAGCGUCAAGGGUCGCCUCGAGGAGAGCGUCAAGUUCUGCCACAAGUUCUUCCAGCGCAAGGUCACAGACCCCGCGGCCGUGCCCGAGUACGCAAAGGAGCCGUGCGCGGCCGGCGGCAAGGACGUCGUGGCCCAGGUCAGCAGCGCCUGCGCCUGCGUGCCCACCGUCCCCGUCCCGGAUCUGCCCAGGACCACCACCAGGGGGGCUGUCCCGACCGUCCUUCCGCCGAGGAGGAGGUGAGCGGGAGGGCUUGGCAGUGCGAUACGGAAGUUGGUUGGUUGGGGGGCUAGGUGGCAGGCUGCAGGAAUUUGGGAGUUUCAGUAUAAAUUUAUACUGAGAAGGGAACUACGAUGACAAUGAAAUAGCUAAAGUAGACUACACAUUCGUCACCAUAAACUGAUAAUUGAC